This is a messenger RNA of Penicillium egyptiacum, 873 nucleotides long. NCBI's taxonomy places the organism in Eukaryota, Fungi, Ascomycota, Eurotiomycetes, Eurotiales, Aspergillaceae. The record is from the annotation of a GenBank genome assembly.
AUGUCUUCCUUGAACGACCUUCUUAAAAUCGCAAACCCAGUUCGCGCGUUUGCGUUGAAGAAUUUCAGCGUUACUGCCCAUCCUGACGAGGUGCUCCAAAUCCCGUCGCGAGAACAAGGGCGAUUCAUUCGAAUUCAUGCCUACAACACGCUCCACAGGAGUACCCCGGCCCCAGUUCUCGUCAAUUUCCAUGGUAGCGGGUUCGUGAACCCUUUACAUGGGAGUGACGACGAGUUCUGCAAAUUCAUUCUUGAGAAAACUGGAUUUGCGGUUCUGGACUGCUCCUAUCGACUCGCACCGGAGAAUAGAUUCCCUGCUGCAGUCCACGACGCCGAAGAUGCGGUACAAUGGGUCCUUUCGCAUCCGGAGAAGUUCGAUGCUUCCCAGCUAUCGAUUUCUGGCUUUAGUGCUGGAGGGAUCUUGUCUCUGGUUCUUAGCUCGGUGGUCUUUCCACAAGGAACAUUCAAGAAUGUCUUCGCCGCAUAUCCUCCAACAGAUAUGGUCCAAAGUUCCGCAGAGAAGAUUGCCCCCGAUACGUCGAGGGAUGGUGCCCCUGUCGAGCUGCUGGAUACAUUCAUGAAAUGCUACUAUUCAACCCCCGAAGAAGUGAGGAGCGUCCUGUCCUCACCAGCCUUUAUACCGGCUGAAAAGUUCUCGGAUAGAAUUUUUCUCGCUACUGCGGCUUGCGAUCGCCUCUGCCUCGAAGGUGAGGCGCUUGGAAAUAAGAUCAAGAAUGCGACGAGCAAACAUGUCGAGAUGCACCGGUACGAUGGUUGUGAACACGCAUUCGACAAAGCGUACGAGAAAGGCUCUGUUCAGGAAAGAGCGAAAGAUGACCUCUACGAAAGAAUGGCCUCAUUCCUAAUGGAGUGA